This is a messenger RNA of Pseudocercospora fijiensis CIRAD86, 615 nucleotides long. RefSeq lists its product as uncharacterized. The record is from RefSeq and is a predicted model, not a curated record. NCBI's taxonomy places the organism in Eukaryota, Fungi, Ascomycota, Dothideomycetes, Mycosphaerellales, Mycosphaerellaceae. The transcript has 2 exons. Bases 1 to 615 code for a protein of 204 amino acids.
AUGCCGCAAGGCUCUGGCGCUGCCACGAUUCUGGCGCUGCCGGUCGAAGGUAUCAAUGUCGCGGCUUUUCUGAGACCCGUGCUCUACAGGUCGCGCCGGCUGUUGCGCAUCGGUCAAGGCAUCAUCGUUCGAGAAAAUUGGGUCGAGGUCGUUGAAACCAGCACCAAGUGUUUUGCUGAUGUGGAAUGGGCGGCGAUGAAGGCGAUGUGGGUGAAUUGCGUUCGAGGGAUGGGCUGGCGGAGAAAAGUCGAGGUGGACAGGACAGGUGGACGAGACAGGUGGACGAGAAAAGUGGACGAGAAAAGUGGACGAGAAAAGUGGACGAGAAAAGUGGACGAGAAAAGUGGACGAGACAGUCUCGGCGGGCUGGAUUGGGCCGGACCAAUAGCGUUGGCUUCCACUCCGACGAAGACGCUGCACAUCUCUCGAGUGCACAAUCGACACACUCUGGGCGAAGUACGCACGCACGGCGCCAAACUCGAAUCCACGCCACGCCACGUUCAAUUGACCAGCCACGAUGACAUCCGGUCGUCACACGCAGGCGGAGCUCGCACCGUCCUUGGCCCUGACGACCUCAUCACCGCCAAACUGGCCGCUUGGGGAUGGAGUCCGUGA